AAAAGAUUUGCCUCACAAAAGAUCUCCCAUUGUUUAUUGCUAGCAUAAUAAAUCUCCCAGUUAUGCCUCAAGAUUUGCCUCAUCUUACUACAUAGACCCACCAAAUUAAAGCCUCACGAUUUGCCCACGGGAUCUUACUACAUAAACCCACCAAAAGCCUCAAGAUUUGCCUCCUCUCCAUUCUCCCCAAACGAGACACCCAAAAUGGCAGCGAGGCUUCUCAUCCCCAUCCUCCUAGUGCUCCUUGUCGUCUCCCAGGUGGCGCUCGCCUCCAUCGUGGAGGAGACGUGCGCGAAGGUGGAAAACAUAUCGCUCCGCAAGGAACUGGAGGCCGUCUGCGUGACCACGCUCCAGGCGGCGCCGGGGAGCGCCACCGCCGACACACACGGGCUGGCCGUGAUCGCCACGAACCUGACGCUGGUCAACUACACGGCGGCGGUGGCCACGAUCAAGGACCUGCAGCGGCACGGCGGCUGGACGGACGGCCAGCAGGCUGCGCUGGCCACGUGCCGUGAGCGGUACACCGAGGCGCUCAACGCGAUGCAUAGCGCCAUCCACGCACUGGCCACGGGGCAGAAGCAGGCAUACGAGGACAACAUGAUCGCAGCCAGGAGGGCCUCCACCGACUGCACAGCCGCGGCCGUGGCCGCGGAUAAGGAGGAGUCGCCUCUGCGCAAGGUGAACGCCGACGCCGAGCACCUCACCGUCGUGGCCAUGGUGAUCUUUUUCUUGUUGUACUUGUAGCAAGCAGGAUACCUGUGGAUCUUGCCGUGUGACCUGUGUUACAUAGAUCGAUAGAUCUUUGAAAAUAAAAACAGUAAUUGAAUGCGUGAUUUGAUUGCU
This is a messenger RNA of Lolium perenne, 843 nucleotides long. RefSeq lists its product as uncharacterized. Gene Ontology annotation, molecular function: enzyme inhibitor activity. Lineage: Eukaryota; Viridiplantae; Streptophyta; Magnoliopsida; Poales; Poaceae. The record is from RefSeq and is a predicted model, not a curated record.